GUGAAGGUCCGGGUGGCUGAGUAAGGGAGACGGAAGGGCACGGCUAUGGAAAGGAAUGAUGUCAUCGACUUUAUGGCUUUGGAGAAAGAGCUGCAGGCUGCAAUCACUGCUGAUGAGAAAUACAAACGUGAGAAUGCUGCCAAGCUACGGGCAGUGGAACAGAGGGUGGCUUCCUAUGAGGAGUUCAGGGGUAUUGUCCUUGCAUCACAUCUGAAGCCACUGGAACGAAAGGAUAAGAUGGGAGGAAAGAGAACCACACCCUGGAAUUGUCACACUACUCAGGGAAGGACUUUACAGGAUGAGGCCACUGAAAUCUCCCAGGAGAAAACACUCCUCCAGCCUGAGACCUCAGCAGAGUUCUACCGUGAUUGGCGGCGACACUUGCGGAGUGGGGCAGAGCGAUACAAGGCCCUGCUGCAGCUUGGGGGUCCAAAGCUGGGCCACCUCUUCCAGACGGAUGUGGGGUUUGGACUUCUAGGGGAGCUGCUGGUGGCACUGGCUGAUCACGUCAGGCUGGCCGACCGGGCAGCGGUGCUGGGGAUCCUGCACAGCCUGGCCAGCACCGGGCGCUUCACCCUGAACCUGAGCCUGCUGAGCCAUGCAGAGAAAGAGAGCUGCAGAGGAUUGUUUCAAAAGCUGCAGGCCAUGGACACCCCUAGACCCACAAAGGAGGGACUCAAUCAGGAGGAGCAAGGUCUGGAGGAGCAGUCUGGUGGGCUCCAGGAUGAGGAGAGGCUCCUGCAGGAGCUGCAAGGGCUGUACCAGGUCAAUUAA
Molecule: messenger RNA, 774 nt
Organism: Galeopterus variegatus (Sunda flying lemur)
Lineage: Eukaryota; Metazoa; Chordata; Mammalia; Dermoptera; Cynocephalidae
Gene: DNAAF19
Product: coiled-coil domain containing 103
Exons: 4
Coding region: 46-774 (242 amino acids)
Biological process (GO): determination of left/right symmetry; inner dynein arm assembly; epithelial cilium movement involved in extracellular fluid movement
Cellular component (GO): outer dynein arm
Source: RefSeq, a predicted model, not a curated record